This is a messenger RNA of Calidris pugnax (ruff), 810 nucleotides long. RefSeq names its product uroplakin 3A (gene UPK3A). The transcript has 6 exons. The record is from RefSeq and is a predicted model, not a curated record. NCBI's taxonomy places the organism in Eukaryota, Metazoa, Chordata, Aves, Charadriiformes, Scolopacidae. Bases 1 to 810 code for a protein of 269 amino acids.
AUGGUCCAGUGCGCGCACACGGACCUGCCUGCGCUGAACGUGCUCGUGAAGCCGAACCAAAGCCUGAAGCCUCAGGUUGCAGCCCUUCAGCUUGCUACAAACAAUCCCACUCUAACUACAGUUGCUCUAGAAAAACCUUCCUGCGUGUUUGACAGCUCACUGUACCCAAAUAAAUCUUAUGCCAUCUACUUGUAUGCAAUGAAGGAAUUGGCAAGUGCAAUAAGCUCCCUAGUGACCACCACCAACAACAAACCACUCAACAGCAUGUUCCUGCAAACGAGCAGGGGACAGCUUGGACCUUACAAGGCUGCCACAUCCAAUGCACCCAACUGUGCUUCACAUCCCAAGCUCAUGGAUGUAAGAGAUGUCAACAAAUUUUCUGACAUUCUGAAACAAUACCUCUUCAGAGUUGGGGAUGAUGGGACCUGUUUGUAUGACCCCAACUUCCUAGCUGUCUGUAAUGCACCUCUUGCACCAGAUACAACAUACAGGCUUUUUCCCUCCCGAUUUAAAUAUGUGUUGGUAGGUAGCACUGAAGGUAUCAUGAAAGAUCAAACCCUCUGGUCUGAUCCAAUCAAAACCAAAAAAGUUAAACUUCCCUUGAAAAUUGAUACCUGGUCUGGCCGAAGGAGUGGAGGCAUCAUUGUCAUUACAUUGAUCCUCAGGGUUCUUAUGUUCCUUCUGCUUGCUGGCCUUCUUGCUUCUGUGUCCUCUGCUGUCAUGGGUUCAGAAGAUUCUUCUGCAGAGACAAAGCACGUGUCUCAGACCAUUCAACAAAGUGAACCAAGACCACAGUUAAGCUCUGAGUGA